Messenger RNA from Fraxinus pennsylvanica, 600 nucleotides. Lineage: Eukaryota; Viridiplantae; Streptophyta; Magnoliopsida; Lamiales; Oleaceae. The record is from the annotation of a GenBank genome assembly.
AUGUUGUAUAGGUAUUCAGAUGGCAAAAUGACGGAAAUCAACGUGGUAAAUAGAAUUGAAGGAUACUGCAAUUCACAGGAAGAUAUUUUCACAUUUGUGAGACAUUUUCGGGUGAAGAUGGAGUACAGUGUUAUUGGUAAACUCAUGAAGAGGCUAAAAGUAGCUGAAGGGAAGGAAAAUUUUCUUAUUCGGGAAAAGUUGAAUAAGGCCAUGAUGAUGGUAAAAUCGAAAGAAGCAUAUGAUCCAAAUGAUUCCACCAAUUAUGGAAUCAUUCAGAAUGAUCAGUUACGAUCUUGCGUUGAUCUUCUACAAGAUGCUGGGUUUGAAAGGGUGCAGCGGUUGAUACAAGGUGGAGAGAGUAAUGAUGACUUACAGUUUAGUAACAUGAAGGAGAAGAAUACUAUAAUAAUGGAAAAACCUCAUCAAUUAGACAAGAUACUUGAGCAGAACCUGUUGGCAUUGGAUAACUCCUUUCCAAACAAAGAGAAGAUCCUCGAGGAAGAAAUUAGAGAUCUUGCUGAGGAAACAAACUCAUCGAUUGAGACGAACAGAACACCUCUCUACAGAAAAAUAUGCGGAUGCCUAUUCUGCCUUUCUUAA